Durio zibethinus is the source of this 2510-nucleotide messenger RNA. Its product is annotated as protein LUTEIN DEFICIENT 5, chloroplastic-like. Gene Ontology annotation, cellular component: chloroplast. NCBI's taxonomy places the organism in Eukaryota, Viridiplantae, Streptophyta, Magnoliopsida, Malvales, Malvaceae. Gene Ontology annotation, molecular function: oxidoreductase activity, acting on paired donors, with incorporation or reduction of molecular oxygen; iron ion binding; beta-carotene 3-hydroxylase activity. Gene Ontology annotation, biological process: xanthophyll biosynthetic process. The record is from RefSeq and is a predicted model, not a curated record.
AAUCAAGAAUAUCCUUAAAAUUUAAAUCUAAGGAAAGAAAAAACAAGCAGACAAGAGGGAAUAACUAUAUAUACGGUUGAUGUCUUUGGAAAGCUGUGAUUCGAUGAAACGGUAUCUAAAGUCGUACAGAUUUCCCAAUCCCUGCUUCUGUUUUUUAGCGGUUAUGACAUGGGAAAGAGUUUGAGAGUUGGGAGGCCCAUCCACAUUUCACUUCAAUUAUUAUCUUCCCUUCAUUUUUUUCCAUUAAAUAUCGAUAGUGAGCUUUGUCUGAAAGACAAAAAUACAACCUAUUACAUUGGCAGCCUAAUGAAUUAUGGCGGCCGCUUCAGCUUUUCCUCUUGUUCAACUUCAUUCAACCAAACUCAAAUCCACUGCUUUUCAUUUAAAAUCUUAUGGGACAUCCAAGUUUGGAAUAGUAAAGUGUGGGUCAUCUUCUAAUGGGAGAGAGCCUGGUUCAGUUGACAAUGGUGUUAAAAGCGUGGAGCGUUUACUUGAAGAGAAACGCCGGGCUGAGUCGCCUGCUAGGAUUGCUUCUGGAGAAUUCACUGUUCAGAAAUCUGGGUGUUCCUGGUGAGAUUCUGGAAAUCUUAUUUAAAUGGGUUGAUGACGUUGAAGAUUAUCCUAAGAUUCCAAAGGCGAAAGGGGGAAUUAAGGCCAUCAGGAGUGAGGCCUUCUUCCUCCCCCUGUACGAGCUUUAUCUCACUCAUGGUGGAAUUUUCAGGCUAACCUUUGGACCAAAGUCAUUUUUGAUUGUUUCUGAUCCUUCUAUUGCAAAGCAUAUAUUGAGGGACAACUCGAAGUCUUAUUCAAAGGGUUUAUUAGCAGAGAUUUUGGAAUUUGUCAUGGGGAAGGGACUCAUCCCAGCUGAUGGUGAGAUAUGGCGCAUUAGAAGACGUGCUAUAGUCCCAGCACUGCAUCAAAAGUAUGUAGCUGCUAUGGUUAGCCUAUUUGCACAAGCUACCGAUAGGCUUUGCCAGAAGCUAGAUGAUGCUGCAACUGAUCAGGAAGAUGUAGAAAUGGAAUUACUUUUCUCUCAUUUGACAUUGGACAUUAUUGGCAAGGCAUUAUUUAAUUACGACUUUGAUUCAUUAAGAAAUGAUACAGGCAUAGUUGAGGCUGUUUACACUGUUUUGCGGGAAGCAGAAGAUCGAAGUGUCUCCCCAAUUCCAACCUGGGAGAUCCCUAUUUGGAAAGACAUUUCACCAAGACAAAGGAAGGUUGCAGAAGCGCUCAAAUUGAUUAAUGAUGUACUAGAUGAUCUGAUUGCAAUAUGCAAGAGGAUGGUAGAAGAAGAAGAGCUACAGUUUCAUGAUGAGUACAUGAAUGAACAAGAUCCUAGUAUUCUCCGCUUCCUGCUGGCUUCAGGAGAUGAUGUUUCUAGUAAGCAACUCCGUGAUGAUUUAAUGACAAUGCUUAUUGCUGGGCAUGAAACAUCAGCUGCUGUUUUGACAUGGACCUUCUAUCUUUUAUCAAAGGAACCUAGUGUUGUAUCCAAGCUCCAGGACGAGGUUGACUCUGUUCUAGGAGAUCGAUUUCCAACAAUAAAUGACAUGAAGAAACUCAAGUAUACAACUCGGGUUAUUAAUGAAUCUUUGAGGCUCUACCCACAGCCACCAGUCUUAAUUCGUCGUUCUCUUGAGGAUGAUGUGCUUGGAAAGUACCCCAUAAAAAGGGGUGAAGAUAUUUUUAUCUCUGUUUGGAAUCUGCAUCAUAGUCCAAGUCUCUGGCAAGAUGCAGAGAAGUUCAAUCCUGAAAGAUGGCCGUUAGAUGGACCAAACCCCAAUGAAACAAACCAAAAUUUCUGUUACUUGCCCUUUGGUGGAGGACCUCGGAAAUGUGUAGGAGACAUGUUUGCAUCUUUUGAGACUGUUGUAGCAGUUGCAAUGCUUGUUCAACGAUUUAACUUUCAAAUGGCGCUUGGAGCUCCUCCAGUUGAGAUGACUACUGGAGCAACUAUCCACACAACGGAGGGGCUGAAGAUGACAGUUACACGAAGAAUAAAGCCUCCAAUUAUCCCUGAACUAGACAUGCAGAGAUUGAAGAUGGAAGCAUCUGCCAAAAUUUCUGAAGAAGUGACCCCCCAACUUGGUGAGAAAGGUGAAGUUUCUCAAGCUCAUUCAUAACUAGGAUAGCUUGCUACAUUUAUCUUCAUUACACAAUGCAUAUGUAUCAAGGGGAAGUAAUAUUGGAAGACAGAAACAUUGAGAGAAAGUUCAUAAAGAUUAAGUAUACUUCCCCUUCACUAGCCGUUUAAUGCAAUCAGAAUAGUCAUUGCUUUACAACUUACUUUUUAUUUUUCGGGCAAAUGGCAAAUUACUUAUUUUCAAGAAGUACAGGUAUUAUCAUCUUGCAAUAAAGUCCUUACAAAUGAUUAUUUGGGUUUCAAAAUAGCUUUGAGGAUGUACUAGAAAAAAAAAGAAAGCUUUGAGGUGAACAAUAAUUAGGUACAUGCAAGUAAACUGGUUCCAGAAACUGAGAGGACAUCUAUGGUAAAUUGAAUGUUUUCUCCA